CUCUGCGGCGGCAUACUCGUUUCCCCACGGCGCCCAUCAACAGCCGCAGAGCUACGCUCCCCACGCCUACUCGCAGCCGCAGUCGUAUCAGGCACAGCCGUACCAGGCGCAGUCGUACCAAGCAGCACCGCGAAUUCAGAACCCGUUCCCUACGCCUAGUGCAAAUACAAGUGCAAGUGCAGGUAUAGGGCCGAGUGUGAAUGCGAAUGUGGGCGCGAGCGCGAGCGGUACCGAUUAUGACCCGGACAUGGCUGCCCAGAUUGCGCAAUGGCAAAGCGCCUAUGCGCCUCAGAUCGAUAAGGACGGCAAACCACUCCCGGCGGCAGAGUAUGCAAAGGCUGAAGGCAUAGAUGCGGCCGCACAGCAGCCGGAUAAGUCGAAGACGGUUGUCCGAGAGGGCGGUGGCAAGAAGUGGACGGACGACACACUGCUGGAAUGGGAUCCUUCUCACCUGCGCCUCUUUGUCGGAAACCUGGCGGGAGAAACCACAGAUGAAUCCCUUCUAAAGGCCUUUUCGCGGUGGAAGUCUGUUCAAAAAGCCAGAGUCAUCCGCGACAAGCGAACCACGAAAUCCAAAGGUUACGGCUUCGUCAGCUUCAGCGACGCCGACGAUUUCUUCCAGGCUGCCAAGGAGAUGCACGGCAAAUAUAUCCAGAGUCACCCGGUCGUCGUGAAGAAGGCCAAUACGGAGAUUAAGGCGACCAAUGUCAAGAACAAGGCACACGGAGGCAAGAAGAACUAUCAGAACAACAAAAACAACAGGAACAAUAACAACAACAGCUCCAAUGCCGGGGGCUAUGAGCCGCAACUCGGUCCCAAACCAGGCGCGGGUAUCGCCAAGCCAGGCCAAAAGACCAAAAAUGGUCUGCGUCUCUUGGGUUGAGGUGGAAAGAGUUGAACUUUUAUGUCACAUCAGUCGAUCUGGUUUUCUGGUGAUUAUUCUGCACCUACAUAUUGGCGUUGGAGGCUAUCAGGACAUACCCAGCCAUAGAAAUCAAACAACAAAACAUUUGCUAGAAACCUUUACGUAUAAAUUAAUGCAGCAGUAUAAAGAAAUGAACAAAUGCUCAUACAAGCAUAUUCCUUCUUUUUCUUCAAGAUUUUCAGUCAAAUAUAUUCUUGCUCGCCCAGUCAUACAUCUCUAAAUGUCAUAUGGGUAUACGUUGAUACUCCCUUGAUUCUAGCCGUCUCUCUAUGCUUUCCAUCAUCCAUGCUAAUUUCAAAAUCCCGACUUGGUCGUCUCUCUUUCACACCCCUUCUCUCUAACACACACCCUCUUCCCCCCUUUCUUAUCAGUAUAUAAGAACAUUUGUCAUCUCAAAAAA
Trichoderma atroviride IMI 206040 is the source of this 1325-nucleotide messenger RNA. NCBI's taxonomy places the organism in Eukaryota, Fungi, Ascomycota, Sordariomycetes, Hypocreales, Hypocreaceae. The record is from RefSeq and is a predicted model, not a curated record.